UUCUAUGAGUUUUAUAAUAACAAAGUAAGCAGAAUACGAUAGACAAGAAUGACUUACAUUACCAUACAUUACUAUACAUUAUCAUACUUAUCACCAAUGUUAUCAUUUCGUAUACACAAUCAAGUGAAAAUUUUAGUCACAAUGCAUUAUUAAACCUUUGCGGUCGGAGUCGCCCGACGAGCGCAGAAAACUUAACUCUUUAGUCUACUAUAUAUACUACCACGCGUAUGUUAUCGUUCAGAAAGAUAGACGUACGCGAGCCGCUUCAUAAUACGUCUCCGCAGCUGUAAACUCAAUUGGGCGGCUAUAUGCCGACACGCGUCCGCAAGGGUAAAAAGGCUUGGGCGGUUAUUUGCCGAUACUCGAACGCAAAGGGUUAAUCUAUCGUUCAGAUUAUAAUAUUCCAGAUAUUAUUUUAAAUGCAAUCUAUGAAAUUUUAUCUCUACAAAAAAAUGAUGUGUCAUUUUAUUUGUAACAUUGAUUGAUGUAUUUCAGAAAUAGUGCAAUUUAUCUUUACAAUUAGCAAUUGGCUAGCUACUUCUUACAUGAAUCAAAGUUAUAUAAGUCAAAUAAGUUGGAUAUAAUAAGUAUUAAACGCAGAAGCAGUGACUAUCAAAUCAACAUGAAGCUACUAUCGAUUCUUUUCGCGAUUCUGAUCUGCGAUCAAGUUGUUGAUGGUUAUCGCAUUCUCGGAAUAUUUCCGUAUAACGGUAAAAGUCACUGGAUUAUGCAAGAAGAAUUGAUGAAAGGCUUAGCGAAACGUGGCCACCAAGUUGACGUAGUCACACAUUUUCCGCAAAAGAAGCCGAUACCCAAUUAUACGGAUAUCAGUUUGGCGGGUAGUAUGCCGCCUGUUAUGAACAAUCUCACCGCAACGGCAUUCAAAGACAUAGCAGUCAGCAUGAUGUUGAUUCGAUCAUUUGCUUAUACAGUAGGGAUAAAAGUUUGUCAACUGAUGGAUCACCCGAAGAUACAAGAACUGAUCAAGAACCCGCCGCAGAAUCCUCCUUAUGACAUAGUUAUUACGGAGUCGUUUAUGACACCGUGCUACCUGGCCUUUGGCCGUCAUCUCAAUGUUCCAAUAGUCGCUACGGUGGCUAGCGUUUUUCACGAUUGGCUCAACGAGGUGUCCGGCAAUCCACUUAAUCUCGCUUACAUUCCAAGCUUGUUCUCGACAUACACCCAACGCAUGAGUUUCACGCAACGAGUGGCAAACGUUAUUUUAUCAAACUACAUCUCAGCACAAAUACACUAUCAGGCGAAUUCACAAUUGGAAUUCAUGAAAAAGCACUUUGAUAUAGAUGUAUCACACAUCAAGGACUUGUACCGUGACAUAGCUUUGUACCUGGUCAAUACUCAUCACUCGUUACACGGAAUUAGGCCAAUGACCACUAAUGUAAUCGAGGUCGGCGGUGUGCAUCUCAAGAACGACGACCCAUUGCCGCCGGAAGUGCAAAAAUGGUUGGACGAAAGCAAGAAUGGUUGUAUUUAUUUUACGUUCGGUUCCAUGGUAAGGAUUGAGACUUUUCCUAAGGAAAUAAUAGAACAAUUCUAUGCAUCUUUUGAAAAGAUCGCGCCAGUUCGUGUGCUGAUGAAGGUCGCGAAGAAAGAAGAUUUGUUGCCAGGAUUACCGAAGAAUGUCAUGACGCAAUCUUGGUUUCCGCAGAUCUCUGUUCUAAAACAUAAACACACACGUGGUUUCAUUACGCACGGCGGCGGCUUAGGAACACAAGAAUCGAUAUAUUGUGGAGUUCCUAUGAUAGGUAUUCCUCUUUUUGGCGAUCAACACAUCAAUAUUCAAAAUUACGUCAACAAGAAGGUGGCUAUCGCCUUUGAAUCAAUAUAUGAUGUUACGGAGGAGAAAUUAACUUCGGCAUUAAAUAAAAUCUUAAGGGAUCCCUCUUAUUAUGAAAAUGCACAGAGACUUUCGAAACUGUUUGUCGAUCGACCGAUGAGCGCCUUGAACACGUCCAUAUUUUGGAUAGAGUACAUCGGGAAACAUGGAAAUGUGCUUCAAUCACCAGCGAUUGAUCUCUAUUGGUGGCAAUUGAACUUACUCGACGUUUAUGCCUUUAUAGUUGCCGUGAUUAUUAUAGCACUUUGUAUCGUGCUGUUUGUUCUACGAAAAUUGAAGAAUCUUUUACUUGGAUCGCACGCAAGGAAGGACAACGCAGCGAUUAAAUUGAAGAAGAACAAGUGAAGAAACAUUGCGACACGAACUGUAUAAGUGUAUGUUAUUUUAUUUUUUUAACCUUAUUCUGCGAUUAUUCUACGAGUGAUUAAAUUGGAAUUAUUGUUAUUUAAUGAUAAUAGUGUUCUUACUAUAAUGAACAAAAUUAAAACC
This is a messenger RNA of Camponotus floridanus (Florida carpenter ant), 2344 nucleotides long. RefSeq names its product UDP-glucuronosyltransferase 2A3-like. Gene Ontology annotation, molecular function: UDP-glycosyltransferase activity. NCBI's taxonomy places the organism in Eukaryota, Metazoa, Arthropoda, Insecta, Hymenoptera, Formicidae. Bases 623 to 2200 code for a protein of 525 amino acids. The record is from RefSeq and is a predicted model, not a curated record. The transcript has 5 exons.